Gastrolobium bilobum is the source of this 1999-nucleotide messenger RNA. RefSeq names its product glycosyltransferase BC10. Gene Ontology annotation, cellular component: membrane. Lineage: Eukaryota; Viridiplantae; Streptophyta; Magnoliopsida; Fabales; Fabaceae. Bases 523 to 1629 code for a protein of 368 amino acids. The transcript has 11 exons. The record is from RefSeq and is a predicted model, not a curated record. Gene Ontology annotation, molecular function: glycosyltransferase activity.
CCAACUGAGAUGUUGGAAGAAGGAGACACUCCUCACUUUUCAUACCCAAAACACAACCAAGCAUUUCACACUUUUCCCACACACUAUCACUCUUUCAUUCUUCUCUCUCUCUCUCUUUUAUUCUUCUUCGUCUCUCAGUUUCAUUUCCAAAUAAUAUGCUUUCCCUUGUAAGAGUUCACAAGAAUCUUGAAGCUUUUUGCUCUUAGCUUCACAAGCAGCUUGCUUUUCUUUUUUUUUCUUUCUUUUUUUGUCUUUUAUCCUGUUGGGGUGUUUGUAUUGUUUUCUGGGCUAGUGUAGUUUUCCACGAAUUAGCUCAAGUUUCCAGCGAAAUUCUCAAGUGGGUUUCUAUUUUAUUAUUAUUAUUAUUAUUGGGGUAUCAUGGAUCUGGUUGGAUCUUCUACUCCUGAGUCAAACAAUGUUCAAGUCAACUCCAAAGUUUCGUUUUUUAUGGUGUGAUUAAGCUGCUGAAUCAGUUGGAAAUGGUGGGGCAGUUUUAGGUAGAAAAGGGUUAGGCUAUAAAAUAUGAAGCGGAAAGUGAUUCAGCAGAAAUCUCAGCACAAAUGGAAGAAGAAGCUUUUAGCUUUGAUUUUCGUGGUAGUUUGUUUUGGAAGCUUGUUGUUUAUGCAGACACGGUACACUCAUGUUGUGGGGUUGGUUUCAUUGCAACACCAAUUCGUUUCUCAAUCUCAGGUUCAGGAUCCCAAGAUUGCGUUUCUUUUCAUUGCACGGAACAGGCUUCCUUUACAAAUGGUUUGGGAUGCAUUCUUUCGGGGUGGCAAUAGCAAAUUCUCAAUUUUUGUUCACUCAAGGCCUGGCUUUGUGUUCACCAAGGCAACAACGAAAUCAACAUAUUUUUUGAAUCGUCAAGUUAAUGAUAGCAUACAGGUAGAUUGGGGAGAAGCAAGCAUGAUAGAGGCUGAGCGCAUUUUACUUAGGCACGCGCUUAGUGAUCCUUUAAAUGAUCGUUUUGUUUUCCUCUCAGAUAGCUGUGUACCUCUAUACAACUUCAGCUAUACAUAUGACUACAUCAUGUCAACACCAACUAGUUUCGUUGACAGCUUUGCUGACACAAAAGAAGGCCGUUACAAUCCAAAAAUGAAUCCUGUUAUUCCUGUCUAUAACUGGAGGAAAGGAUCUCAGUGGGCUGUUCUGACCAGAAAGCAUGCCAAGGUUGUAGUGGAGGAUGAAACUGUCUUUCCUUUGUUUCAAAAAUAUUGCAAGAAAAAGCCGCUACCAGAAUUUUGGAGGGAUCAUCCCAUUCCUGCUGACACGUCUAAGAUCCAUAACUGUAUACCAGAUGAACACUAUGUUCAGACAUUAUUGGCUCAACAAAAUCUUGAAGCAGAACUCACACGGAGAUCAUUGACACAUACUUCCUGGGAUAUUUCCAACUCCAAGGAUCGUGAGCGCCGGGGAUGGCAUCCAGUGACUUACAAGUUUUCAGAUGCUACGCCAAUGCUUGUAAAAUUUAUAAAGGAAAUAGAUAAUAUUUAUUACGAGACUGAAUACCGAAGAGAGUGGUGCAGAAGCAAGGGUAAACCAUCAACUUGCUUCCUUUUUGCAAGAAAAUUUACUCGACCUGCUGCUUUACGGCUUCUUAACAUGUCUGUUCUGGGAGAUUCCAGUUAAGAGAACAAAAUGCUUAUUAUCAGUCUGAUACAAGCAGAAAAUAUACUUGGUAAAGAAAAAGAGAGGGAGAAAAGAGAAUAAAGUGAAAGCAGUUGAAGAUUAUUGACGACCAUACUGAUAUGUAUAAUGAAUUGUAUAUUUAGAAAGUUGAAAGAGUGCCUAUGGUGUAUGUGUAUUAAAUUCUUUUCAGAAUAAGAUUUACAACUGUUGGUAAAUCAUGAAAGACAGUUUCCUUAUAAUAAAAAUGAAGACAAUAAUUGAGUGAUGGAGAUAUACCAGCAUGAACAUUGUCUGUUGUAGCCUUGUAGGCAAACUCACAACACAUGGUUGUGACUUGUGUGUCAACCAUGUGCUGUCUUUGUACACAACU